Lycium ferocissimum is the source of this 2269-nucleotide messenger RNA. RefSeq lists its product as uncharacterized. The transcript has 3 exons. The record is from RefSeq and is a predicted model, not a curated record. Bases 149 to 2146 code for a protein of 665 amino acids. Lineage: Eukaryota; Viridiplantae; Streptophyta; Magnoliopsida; Solanales; Solanaceae.
CAACGGUCAUCUUGUUCAUUUCCUUCCCUUCCUCAAUAUCUGUUAAUCCCUCACUAUUCAUAUAUACCCAAACUUUUUUUUUUAAAAAAAGAGAGGUAUUUCUGAAAUCAAGAGAAAUAAAUACUACUAUUUGAUUAUUCAAAGAAAUAUGGAUAUGGGUGCUAUUCCACUGAAAGAGACUCCACCAUUGAGCUCUUCUGCAGUUCCAAAUCCUUCCCUUUCCGGGUCAAGAGAAACGAAUGAAAAUGAGCAGCCACUUGACCAGAAACCCAUGACUACUAAGAAUUUCAUGUCACCCACAAUAUCUGCAUCUUCCAAAGCUUCAGUUCCAAUUAGAAAGAAAAUUUUAGCUGAAAGGAAUGAAAUUUCCAGCUCAUUUGAAAGCCUUCCUCCUCACAAAUCCUCAAAUCUUGGGUCUAAAACAAAAUCCCUAAAUUCGACCUCUCAUCAUUCUGGAAAAUUACCUAUUUCUUCCUACAGUUAUGCCUCUGAAUCUGAUAAUGACCCAGAAAACAACUCAGUUGUUGAGUCCUCAUAUAAGCCAUAUGACCCCCUCACUAAUGACCUUGGCCCUAGGCCUAAAUAUCUUCGUUAUAAGCCAAAUAGGCGUCGUGAGGCCCUUCUUGAUCCUCAGAAAUGUAAUGAUAAUCAAGGGUUAUUGGAGCAAGCUCAAGAUCCCUCAAAUCUUCCAGAACAAGAUAAUGUGGAGCCGGAGAAUGAUGAAGAUGUGGUGGCUAGUGUUGAGGAUGAUGAUGAAGAAAUGGAAGAGGUUGUGGACCGAGAAUGGAGUUUGAAAGGGCUCUUUAAACUUCUGCUUCUAUUGGUUGUUUUCUUUCUGUCAGGAGCAAAUUUAUCUUCCACGAACUUUGUGGUGAGUUCAGGUUCUGGCGAUAUGAUUCGCAAGAACAUCUUUGAAGCUGUUUUCCACGAAAUUUACGGGAGUGAAAGUGUAAAUGUGGAUCAGUUGAGUCAAAGAGACGCUGAUUAUGAACUUAAUGCGGUUGAAUUUGAUGAAGAUAUUGUGGGGUUGUUGGAAGUGGAAAGUGCUGAAAUGGAAAAAGAAGCUGAGCUACAGGAAGGACUGAGUGCUGAUAUUGAUAUUGAUCAGGAAAGCGCAGAGGUUGAACUUACUCAGAGUGUUGUAAAUGAUGAUGAAGAGGAGGAAAUUAUGUCAACAGCUGCUGGUGAAUUUACUAGUUCCAAUGAAGUGGAUGAGGAAGAAGUUGAAGGUUCUGAUGAGCAGCUGCAGAAGGAUCAAGUUCUCGAGAAGAAGGAUCUUAAUAUCUAUCAGAUACCACUCAAUCUUGAACCAUUGCUUGAUGACAUUUCAAAUGCUUGUGCUGCUCAUUCAAGCUACAAAUUUGAGCAAGCAGAAGAAGCUGACAACAAGGUUGAGCAGGUCGAAAAAAUCGCUGGAGAAGAAGAAAUAUCAGAGACAGUAUCAUCAGGAGUUGAAGAAGUUGACACCGAAUUUGAAACCAGCAAUCUUGACAUUGAGAUAGAGUCAGAGAAUGCUGAAGUCAAAGAAAUUGGACUGAGUAACGCAGUUAUUAUCAUUGGAGUUUCAGCAGCUUCAGUGCUUUUGGCAUCUUUGGCUACCAUCUAUGUUACAAGGAAACCAAAAGCUUCUAUUGAAACAACAACUCAAGCUGGAAUACUCAACAACCCAGUUAUUGCUAGUGUUGAACGAGAAGUACUCUUUGAGAGGAAACCUGAAACUUCUCAUGAACCACUGAUCCUUGAGAGAACACCAGCCGUUGGAUCCAUUACACAAGCUUCAUCUUUGUGUGGUCCAACGAAGGAAGCAUCGAAAGAGAUCAGCCACAUCAGUGCACCUGAGAUUGAACUACUAGGUGAAAUGAUGGUUGGAGAAGUGAGCAGCAGCUCCCUUAGAAGCUGUGUUAAGAAAAACAGCAUGAUUGAAGCAGAAGGGAGCAACACUAAUUUAUCUAAAGGUGUUGUACCUCUUGCUCAGCCAUCGGUUAUUGAUCUAACAGAUUCUCUAUCACAUGGAAGCUUUACAGCUGAAAAGAAGAUCUUAAAGAAAAAGGUGGAGAAAGAUGGAGAAGAGGUCAAGAAGGUGGCGUUAACAACCCCAGUUAGGAGAUCAAGUCGAAUUCGAGAUCGAAUUGGCAUGUCCCCUUGAAUGAAUAACGACUGUGGGGGGCUUUUAAUUUGUUGGUCUAGUGGAAACAGCAUCUCUGCUGUUUCAUAGUAUUUGACACUUUGAUCUUCUUUCAGUUCAAAUUGUAGGGAUGAUUUCGUAGUU